UCAUACUUUAGUGGAUAAUAAUUCAACAUUUGAAGGUUAGGUAUUUUAAUUAGAAAAUAUAGGGAAAUAUCAGGGGCAGGGGCGUUUAAAAAAGAGGAAGGCCAAAGAAAACGGAAAAUAGAAAACUGAAAAUAAAAAAACGGAUACAGAAGCGGAAGGGCAAAGAUAGCGAAAUUUGCGUGAAGACGGGAGAGAUCUCAUUUCUCGUUUUCGAAGGCCCUCUUGACUCGUUUCGAUCUUUAAUUAGAAUUAUAAUUCAAUUUUCUAGCUACCUCAUUAAUCCUCAAUAAUAUUUCUACAACAUUAUUUCCAAUAACCUCAAGUACCCCUUCUGUAAAAUAUGGAGGAGGAGCACCAGCAAUGCCUGUUAUGAAUUUAAAAAUAGCACCAAGUGAAGCACCUGAAGAGCAUUUAACGUUUCUUUUUGGAAUUUUUAUGCUAAUUUCAAUGGCUGUAAUAUGCACUCUUUUUUUAAUGAAAUUGGCAAAGGUUAAUAGUAUUCAAUCAUCAACAUCAACGAUUCCUCCACGUCUAAGAUUUAGUACAAGAGAUUUUGCCAGAAGUUUGGCUGCUGUUGAUUAUUCGCUUAUGCUUUGUAUCCCACGUUCAACCAGCACAAAUUCAAACAUUUCAAAUAAUUCUAAAGUUUAUAAUGGUAGACGAUCAUUAAAUUGUCAAUCCCUAAAUCAACGUCAAAGACGUACACAGCCCCCUCUUGUUGUUCUGCUCGGUUCUUCCUUUAAAUGUGACAAUUUAUCUAAUCCAGAAAGUCUAAAAAAUUCAUCGAGAAAAGGCCGAAGUAGUGUUUCAAUUGUUUCUUCUAGCAGUAUGAAUACUUUACUUCCACAAAUAAAAACUUCAAAUUCAUUUACAAGUGACGGAAGACUAGCCUUGUUAAAUGCAAGUACAUCAAACAACAAUUUUUCUGCUGAAGUAACACCCCCGCCAUGCUAUGAGGAAUUGGAAGAAUUAAUAGAAAAUAAAGAAUAAAAAAAUAAAAAAAUUAAGAAUAUUAGAGAUUGAGCUGGACCUGGACAAAAGCCUGGGUUUUUCCUGUACUCAGAGUCCAGUUCCAGGCAUUUUUUG
Messenger RNA from Meloidogyne enterolobii, 1086 nucleotides. Lineage: Eukaryota; Metazoa; Nematoda; Chromadorea; Rhabditida; Meloidogynidae. The record is from the annotation of a GenBank genome assembly.